Molecule: messenger RNA, 858 nt
Organism: Sinocyclocheilus rhinocerous
Lineage: Eukaryota; Metazoa; Chordata; Actinopteri; Cypriniformes; Cyprinidae
Product: COMM domain-containing protein 4-like
Exons: 8
Coding region: 1-606 (201 amino acids)
Source: RefSeq, a predicted model, not a curated record
AUGUCUUCUCUGUUCCGCUUUUGUGGAGAUCUCGACUGUCCUGACUGGGUCCUUGCAGAAAUGAGCACCUUAGCUAGAAUGUCGAGCGUCAAGAUGAAACUUCUGUGCGUGCAAGUCAUUAAAGAUCUGCUCGAUGAAGGCAUCGAUUAUGACAAAGUUUCAAAACUAACCUCAGAUGCAAAGUUUGAAAGUGGAGACAUUAAAGCCGGUAUAGCAGUGCUGAGUUUCAUUCUGUCCAGUGCUGCUAAGCAUGACGUGGACAGUGAAUCUCUCUCCAGUGAACUUCAGCAGCUUGGCCUCCCUAAAGAGCACACCACCGGAUUGUGUAAAUCAUAUGAGGAUAAACACAGCGCUCUACAGGAAAAGCUGAGGGGGAGCAGUCUGCGCUUGGGUCGUCUGGAAGCGGUGAACUGGCGGGUCGAUUACACCUUGAGCUCCAGUGAACUGAAGCAAGUGAAUGAACCCACAGUCCAGCUCAGACUUCAGGCUCAGGACCCCGAGACAGACUCCACACAGACCACUGUUGUCUCCAUCACUGCUGACAAGUUCAGAGUACUGCUAACAGAACUCAAACAAGCACAGACUAUGAUGAAUGCACUACAGUGAACCAGUCAGCAUUUGUUGAAUAAUAUUGCUGAAAUGUGUACAGAAUCUGUUCGUGUUUAUAAACUGUGCUUCUAAAACAAAAAAUCUAUCAGUAUGCAUUUUGUAAGCUCUUCACAUGAUUAGUCAAAAUGUUAACUAAUGUUGCUCAAAUUGAGCAACCGACUUUUUGGACCAAAUGUCACUAUAAAUGGAAUUUGUCACUUGUUUGUCAGUGUCAUCCAGAGAAUAAACAGCUCUUAGUGAUUUAUCUCA